UCACCGCAUGCGGCCUUCCACCCCUGAAUUCGAGUCAUUUCCACCCUCUUGUCGCUCUCGGGUGGCUAUUGAAAGUCUCCCCUUUCUACUCUUCGCUUUCCACACCAAGUUCACAAACCAAAUCUCUUAAUUGUAUUUGGCACCAUGGCUGAAGGCGCAGGCGUGUAUCCAUCUUUGCCGAAUCGGCCUUUGCAGGGGACCAUUUGUCUUUUCGAUGUUGACAACACACUGUCCCUCCCGAGAAGGGGUGCCACGCCAGAAAUGCUGGAACUCCUCUCUCGACUCCGCCACAAGUGUGCUAUCGGAUAUGUUGGUGGAUCGGACUUCGCCAAGCAGCAAGAACAACUCGGCUCAGCUACAACAAACGUCACAUCCCUCUUUGACUUUUGCUUCCCGGAGAACGGUUUGACUGCUUUCCGUCUUGGACAGCCGCUCGCUGGUACCAGCUUCAUUGAGUGGAUUGGAGAGGAAAGAUACCAGGAGCUGGUCAACUUCUGCCUUAAAUACAUCGCGGACCUGAAGAUUCCUAAGAAGCGUGGUACCUUCAUCGAGUUUCGCAACGGAAUGAUCAAUGUCAGCCCUAUUGGCAGGAACGCUAGCUUCGACGAGAGAAAUGAGUUCCAAGCAUACGAUGAUGUGCAUCACAUCCGUCGAGACUUGGUGGAAGCUCUCAAGAAGAAGUUCCCUGAUUGGGGUCUCACCUACUCCAUUGGCGGCCAGAUCUCCUUCGAUGUUUUCCCUACUGGCUGGGACAAAACCUACUGCCUGAAGCAUGUCGCCGCUGAGAAGGAGAUAUCUGGCGUGGAGUACAAGACGAUUCACUUCUUUGGAGACAAAUGCUUUGAGGGAGGCAAUGACUACGAGAUCUACAGCGACCCUAGGACAAUCGGUCAUGCCGUCCAAAACCCCGAUGACACCAUGAAGUUAUUAAAGGAGCUGUUCGAGCUAUAGAUGGGCUGAAGAAAUGCUAUGGUCUGGCUUUCUCCUAAAAGUGAUCUAGAUGGAUUUGGGUGAAAUUGGAAUAACUGAGCUCGCGUUGGGUACCGAGGAAAAUAAACUAAUUGCUUUAGGGGCAUGAAUGGUUUGUACUGUAUACUGUACAUGGUUGCUAUGUGAAGUAUAAUUUGAAUCAGUC
Molecule: messenger RNA, 1135 nt
Organism: Aspergillus uvarum CBS 121591
Lineage: Eukaryota; Fungi; Ascomycota; Eurotiomycetes; Eurotiales; Aspergillaceae
Gene: sec53
Product: phosphomannomutase SEC53
Exons: 5
Coding region: 145-951 (268 amino acids)
Biological process (GO): GDP-mannose biosynthetic process; mannose metabolic process; protein N-linked glycosylation
Cellular component (GO): cytosol
Molecular function (GO): phosphomannomutase activity
Source: RefSeq, a predicted model, not a curated record